UCUGAUCACAAGGACAUCUGAUGAUGUGAAUCGUUCUCCGUUCGCUAAGAGAUGAAUUUUAAUAGUUUCUAUUUUCGAGUCACCUUUUUUAGAAACGGAUUUAUUUAUACGCGGUUGAUAUGUAUAGGGAUUUUUUUGGACUAGAAUGGACAAGAUGUUGUAUAUGUAACGGGGCUUUUGAGUUGUUCCGAAUUAGGGUCACUUGCAAUCGAAGCCCAAAACCAUCGAGGAAAUAUUUAAAACAAAGCUUGAGGAAGUCCAAAACAAGACAAAGUCGGCCGAUUGUGUCAAAAUGUGAAAUGGGUGCCUAACCUGUUGGAGCAUCUCCACUCCUUACCCAAAUUUUUACCCCAAGUUGAGUAAAAAUUUGGAUAAAAACUUGAUUUUGUAUGAAGCAAUCCAAUGGGCAAAUGCAAAUCUAGGCAUAAAUUUGAGUAAAAGGUUUCAUUAAUGGCAUAGUUGUAAAUUUGAAUGGGAGAAAAUAGUUUUCAAAAUUUGAGUAAGGAUUUGGUUUCAAACCAAAUUUGGGGAGAAACUUGAGUAAAACUCAAAUUUGGUAUGGGUUUAAGUAAGGAGUGUAGCGGUGUUUUGGGUGAUUUUUACUCAAAUUUGAGUUUGAGUUCAAAUUUGAGUAAGGAGUGGAGGUGCUCUUAGGCAAUGAUUGGGAGCAUGCUGGUACACUGCUUCCAAAGCUGGUGCUGAACUUGUGCUUUUUUGGAGCCCAACAAUUAUGUUAAGCAAUAAGCACGGAUUCUCAAAGUAAAAAUUGCGACUAUUUCUGCGUAGGACUAAGAUUUUGGUGAAGAUUACCCUCCUGUGAAACACAAUAAUUGUUCAGUCAAUCUGUCUAAUUUAUUUGAAUGUGAGGCUGCGGCUUUGUGAUGAAGAUACAGGUACAACCGUACAAGCAACCCUGGUUCUUUCGUUUAGUCAUUCGUCAACACUAGCCCUGUAUUUAUAUAUACAACUUGUAGGUUGGCACAAGCUAGGUUACAUCAAGUUUGGGACUUAAGACCUUGUUGCAGGAAGAAUGGCCAAGCAUCAUCCUGAUUUAAUAAUGUGCAGGAAGCAGCCAGGUAUUGCCAUUGGACGAUUAUGUGAGAAAGAUGACGGCAAAUGCGUAAUUUGUGACUCCUAUGUGCGCCCUUGCACACUCGUGCGAGUUUGUGAUGAAUGCAACUACGGAUCCUUUCAGGGUCGAUGUGUCAUCUGUGGAGGAGUGGGAAUCUCUGAUGCCUAUUAUUGCAAGGAGUGCACACAGCAGGAGAAAGAUAGAGAUGGCUGUCCGAAAAUUGUCAAUUUGGGAAGUGCCAAGACAGACUUGUUCUAUGAGCGUAAAAAGUACGGUUUUAAGAAGAGGUGAUAGUAUUGCACGAUUGUCUUCCUAGCCUUUUUGGUUACCAAUAUGUAUUAAUAUACUUGGAGAUAGCACAUUUCCAAAUGUUGGAAUGUCGUCAUGGGUCCAUUUGUAUCAGAUGUUUCUCUUAAAAAUGAAUUGUGUGGAUGGUGAUGGUGCUGUUAAACUCUUACUUAUCUGAAUGGGAACCUUGUCGUUGAAUUUGCA
Rhododendron vialii is the source of this 1564-nucleotide messenger RNA. Its product is annotated as PHD finger-like domain-containing protein 5A. Gene Ontology annotation, cellular component: U2 snRNP; precatalytic spliceosome; catalytic step 2 spliceosome. Gene Ontology annotation, biological process: mRNA splicing, via spliceosome. The transcript is spliced from 2 exons. NCBI's taxonomy places the organism in Eukaryota, Viridiplantae, Streptophyta, Magnoliopsida, Ericales, Ericaceae. The record is from RefSeq and is a predicted model, not a curated record. Bases 1031 to 1363 code for a protein of 110 amino acids.